Lucilia cuprina (Australian sheep blowfly) is the source of this 1326-nucleotide messenger RNA. RefSeq names its product GATA zinc finger domain-containing protein 10-like. The transcript is spliced from 2 exons. The coding region runs from base 51 to 953 and encodes 300 amino acids. The record is from RefSeq and is a predicted model, not a curated record. Lineage: Eukaryota; Metazoa; Arthropoda; Insecta; Diptera; Calliphoridae.
UGCCAAUAAGUUAGGUUUUGUAGUUUUCAUAUAAAAUUCAUUAAAACAACAUGUUGGAGUUAAACUUGCUUUUGUAUUUGUUUAUAAUCUUUAACUAUUUCCACUAUGGCGGAACUGUUAACUAUAAUCCAUAUGCAAGUAAUCAAGCUCACCUGUUACAUGCCACAAAUAUAGACAAUAAUAAUAACAAUAACAACAAUAACUACAAUAAGAAUCAUCUACAACAACCUGCCACCAAUGAGUAUUCUCUUUAUCAUCGACAAAAUCAUGUUGAAACACAAUCAGAGCAAAAUCUACAAGGAAAUUCAAAUUAUCAACAAAUGUAUCGUUAUUAUUAUACACCACCAGCUCAACAAUACCAUCAACAACAGCAGCAGCAACAGUUGCAAUCUUAUCAACCCACACAAAUAUGGUCUGGUCCACCUAUAGUGGUAGAGGAUGAUAUACAGCAACAGUAUCAGCCUUCAACAACAGAUAUUCCACAAACAUUGUACCAACAACAUUCUACUCGUACACAAUUGCCUUCACUUUAUAGGAAUUCGAAAGUAUUACCACCAACAAUUUACAACCCACAAACUACUCGUACCCAGUUUAAUUAUAACAACAACAACAACAAUAACAAUAUUGUUUAUCAUAGAGAUUUUAGACAUCAAAUUGAUGUCAUACCUGAAUCACAACAGCAACAACAACAUACUAAAGCAACUACACAACAAGAAAACAUCAUAUCUUGGAGUAAUCAACAGCAGCAACAACAUCAGCUACUGGAGCCACAGCAAAAACAACACCAGCAGCAGCAUCAGCCACAACAAUUUUAUGCCACUAAUACGAAUUUACGUUACAAUGGAAUUUCAAAUGAUUUAAUUUCGUUGAGUAAAAAUAAUGUGCCCGAUUAUAGAGAACAUUUUAAACGUUAUUUAGAAAAUAAUCCACAUCGCAUAAGACCAAUAUAUUAAAUUAGAAUGGACGAAGAAAGUGUUACCGCCUGUUCCUAUAAAUGUGAAAGAAUACUUCUUUCCCAUUUUAUAUUGAAAACAAUAACAAUUUUUCGAAUUUAUUUGUUAUUUUCAAAAUAAAACAUAAAAAUACUUGUUCGUUUGCAUUUAGAGGAACAGGCCCUUAAAGAGGAACGAUCAUGAAAUACUCUAACCCAUUUUUUGAUUAAUAAGUAGUUAUUAGUUUUUAUAAAUAAAAUAGUUAGUUUAUAUAUUAAGUCCAUUUGUUUCUAUUUUAUUGUUAAAUUUCUCGAAACUAAAGUUCCUAGAUACAAAUGAUCUUUCUAGGAAUUUUACUAAACUUAUAGCAGUGUCAAUUUAAAUCCCUCACGAU